CCAUCGCUAAUUUGCAUGCCUCCCGUGCAACCGUCUCAGCAUUUCGCUUCUUGUAUUCCCAGAAAUCUGAAAAUGGCUGCCUCCAAGCUAAAGCUUCAUUAUUUUGACGUCAGGGGUCGCGCCGAAGUCGACCGUCUGAUUCUGGCGGCCGCCGGAAAAGACUUCGACGAGGUCAGGUUCUCACUGGAGGACUGGCCCAGCCACAAACCCAAGUCCCCUUACGGCCAGGCCCCGUGGAUGGAAGUCGACGGGGUCCCGUUCGCGCAAAGUCUGGCCAUCCACUCAUUCCUGGCCCGUGAGCUCGGCUUCCACGGCCGGACCAGUCUGGAGAUGUUCAAGAUUGACGAGAUCGUCCAUCUGCUUGACGAGCUGUUCACGCUUGCUGCUAGUAACUACCACAUCGACGACGAAGAGGAGAAGGCAGAAGACGCAAGGAAGAUAAAAGAACAGGAGGCGCCGAAAUUUUUGGGUUUUUUCGAAGAAAUUUUACAGAAAAACGAGACGGGUUAUUUGGUUGGGGAUCGGCUGACCCUGGCAGACAUUGCUCUGUUUGACGCCUGCACCGGCUUCUUGUCCGAUUACAUGGAGCUUACACAUGAUUACCCGAUGGUCCAGCACAACGUGGAACUGGUCAAGGGGAAUGACAAAAUCGCGGAAUACCUUGUGUCAAGAAAUUAAUAGUUCAAAGAUAAAGGUCUAUAGCGGAAUACCUUGUGUCAAGAAAGUAAUAGUUCAAAGAUAAAGGCCUAUAGCGGAAUACCUUGUGUCAAGAAAGUAAUUGUUCAAAGAUAAAGGCCUAUAGUUUGAUAUUGGAAUUUUUGGAAAUUGUUAUUUUCUUUUUCAAAACUGAAAGCGUUUUUGAAUACCCUCUGAAAGACGAAUAGUGAAGCCAUGAUAUAAAUUAUUUUUUGUGUGUUUUACUCACAUUUUAAAUAUAUAAUUACAUGCUUGUUUUUUUUUAAUUAAAAAAAAUAGGAUUAACAAAAUAAUUAUUGGUCGAAUCUUGACAACAAGAAUCUUAAUUUUCUGACAUUAAUAACAUUUCGUUUUCAGUAAAAUAAUUUGCCCCAACUUAGGAAUUGUGCCACGCGAUAAACAACUUCCACACAGCAAUAUACAAGAAUUUCUACAGGAUGUACAACCGCCACGCCAUAUACAACCUCGAUACAAGAAACAACCUCCACACAACGAUAAAUAAAAUCCACACAGUAUACAACUCCACAUGAUAUACAACCUCCAGACAUUUUGCAGCCUCCACACAGUAAACAACCUCCACAAAUAAUACAACCUCCACACAGUAUACAACCUCCACACAGUAAACAACAUACACACAUAAUACAACCUCCACACAGUAUAAAAUCGCCACACAGUAAACAGCCUACACACAUAAUACAAGCUCCACACAGUAUACAAUCUCCACAGCAACAAAAAUUGAUCUACCAGUACAAAGUAUUUCUUUGUUGUUGUUGUUUUUUUUUUAAAAUUUGUAAACAUGUGUAUCGGUCUCUUCAAGCCAUUACAUUUGUUUGUUACAAUGACCAUGCGUCGCAUCUCGGUUGUAGUGAACGUGAUGAUUAUCAUAAGUUUUGUCCAGUGCUGGAUUAAUCAUGCCCGGUAGUUCUCACGUGUACGAGGCAAUAUUCAAUACCUGUUGACAUGAAAAUAUAACUUUGAUCUUAUGAAAUUCUGUAUAACUUUUUGUUUUAGGGGUGGG
Lymnaea stagnalis (great pond snail) is the source of this 1714-nucleotide messenger RNA. NCBI's taxonomy places the organism in Eukaryota, Metazoa, Mollusca, Gastropoda, Lymnaeidae. The record is from the annotation of a GenBank genome assembly.